UCCGGGCCGCUGCGCUGUCGCCAGUGGGGUUCCCCCGUCACACACGUCACUCGGUGCGCGCCGGGGCCGCUCGCACGUGCCGCCCCGCACCGCCAUGAGCUGCCCCGUGACGUGCGCGGCCUGGGUGCGCUGCGGCGUGGCCAAGGAAACGCCGGACAAGGUGCAGCUCACCGAGGAGGAGCUGAACGGUCUCAUCGAGGAGGCCCAGGACAGGCUGGGGGAUGGUGCUGAUGGUAGCAGUGAAGACCAAACUGCACAUGACACGAAUGGAGCCGUUCCUGACAGAGCUGAGUCUUCUGAUAAAAACGGAGAGCAGUCUGAUCAUGAACUGGAUGAGUAUGAUUUGGAAAAUUACGAUGAAGAGGAACACGCAGAUUUGCAGCUUGGAGACUCUUUAGCUACUCUGGCAGUAUAUGGAAGUAAUGAGCAUGAUCCUUACAUCACUCUAAAAACCACUGAUCAAUAUGAGGAGGAAGACUUUUUGAUUAAGCCCAGUGACAAUCUUGUCCUUUGUGGCAGAGUUGAUAAAGACUACUGUAGUUUGGAGGUCCAUGUUUAUAACCAUGAAGAGAACUCAUUUUAUGUACAUCACGAUAUUAUCUUACCUGCUUACCCUCUAAGUCUGGAGUGGUUGAAUUUUGAUCCUAGUCCCGAUGCAUCACUAGGAAAUUAUGUUGCAGUGGGUAACAUGACCCCAGUUAUUGACAUUUGGGACCUCGAUAUAGUAGAAUCUUUAGAACCAGCAUUUUCUCUUGGAAGCAAGAAAGAGAAGAAGAAGAAAAAGAAAGGAAAGAAAAGUUUAUCUUCGGAUGAGACAGUGCAAGGACAUACUGAUGCUGUGCUUGAUCUUUCCUGGAAUAAACAAAGCAGGAAUGUUUUAGCAAGUGCAUCUGCUGACAAUACUGUGAUUUUGUGGGAUAUGUCUGUGGGUAAACCAGCAGCCAGCCUGACCCUACAUACAGACAAGGUUCAGACGUUGCAAUUUCAUCCCUUUGAAACUCAGACCCUUAUUUCUGGAUCAUAUGAUAAAUCAGCUGUGCUGUAUGACUGCAGAAGCCCACAAGAUAACCACAGAGUGUGGAGGUUCAGUGGUCAGGUUGAAAGAGUAACUUGGAACCAUUUUUCACCCUGUAAUUUCUUAGCAAGCACGGAGGAUGGCUUUGUGUACUGCCUGGAUGCACGUUCUCAAAAGCCGCUCUUUACUCUGAAAGCUCACGAUGGAGAGGUGUCAGGGCUACAACUAAGCAGUCAGAUCAAAGGGUGCCUUGUGACAUCAUCCGCUGACAAAUACGUGAAGAUUUGGGAUAUUCUGGGAGACAGACCAAGUUUAAUCCAUUCAAGAGAUAUGAAAAUGGGUGUUCUCUUCUGUGCAGCUUGCUGUCCUGACUUCCCCUUUGUUUUUGCUUUUGGAGGAGAGCGAGAAGGGCUGAGGGUUUGGGAUAUAAGCAAGAUUUCUGCAGUGAAUGAAGUUUUUGGAAACAGAGAGAGACUCGUUCUGACCAGUGCCAGCUCCGCGCCUUCCAGCUCCAUGGCCAGUGGCAGCAGCAAUGACAUGGAGACAGCAAUGGAAUCGUGAGGGACCAGUCAUCAGAAAAUCCAAGUAAUUGACGAGACUGUGACUAACAUGUAUCCUACAACUCCCCUUCUUUGGUGAGAGUUCAUAGAAAUUACUCCAGUCUCUUGCAACCUGCAGGCUUCUUCCUCUCAAGAAACCCGGUGAUGUGGUUGAGCUCUUAAGUUAGCAGGUCUGAUUUCCUGCCGCUAUUGAAAGAUUGUAUCACUUGCCUGUGCCUCAGAUUCUGACCCCUGAAACGGGCUACUGUGUGUAAAGUUUAUAUGUUAAAUGAAAGGGUCACUAGGAAAAGCGUUCCGCUGCCACCAAAAGUUGGCUGAGUACUGCAAAGAGGGUAAAUAAGUUCUAAGGGCUUAGGCAAAAAUACUUCAGACAACAGUUAUGUAACAAAUAAACACAAGCUGAAUGAAAUGACAAGUGUAAAUAGGUAAUUUAUCCUUAAUUGGAGGCUAGAUUUAUAUUUACAUAUAUUUCAUAUUUAUAAUACAGAUUUUGAAAGUUUUUCUAUGUAACUUUAAGUCUUAAAGUAGUUCUUAGGCAGUAAGUUGGAGUCUUGGCAGUAAGAGGAGAAUCUUGAACCAGUACCAACCAAAAAUAGCCCAGCUCUCCUUUUCCCUGGUUCCACAGCACCUGAGGCUUAUUGAUGUUAUCUGUGUAUUGGGUUUUUCAAGCUCCAAAUGUAAAGAGAAUUUGAACUGAAAUGAGGAGCUACCCCUCAGGAGGAGAGGCUGGCAGCACAGAGCAAGGGUAGGCAUCUGUCAUGAGGGAAAGCUAGCCCAUACUUACGCCUGAAACUUGAAAGCACAGAGGAGCAUGUUGAGUAUUGCCUAACCACCAACUUAAAUGCUUCAUUUAUAGCCUGAGGAACCUAAUCAAGGAAUGGGCCUCGAACAAUUUCCUCACAUUUAAAAUGAAGGCCCAAGUGCCUUACCCCAAGCCAGAAGAUCAGUGAUACUUUUGCCCUCCAGUGAAGUGCUUCCCUCUCUACACCCUGGAAGGUCCCUGCUGUUGCUGUGGCUGUGCCCUGGGUAUUAAAGCAGCUGAUCUGACUCAUUCUGGGGAAGUGCAGCAGGUACACAAAGCAGGGCUGAUGGUCAAGUGGCUGCUUCUAAAGCCAACUCAGGUGUUUCUAGUCUGGUGUUUAGCACAGCCCUGCAGGAACCAAGGCUCUUUAGGAUAUGUUGGGAUUCCUGCCUCCAUCCUUUCUCUACCAAGCAAUAGCAAACGAGGUAACAACUGAUUUUGUGAAGCUUAACAAGAUGAAAGCACCAGCCACCAUCUCUGUUCAAGUGCUCUCACUGAAAAUUUUCAAGUUUUUCAAAGCUUUCAUUUGAAAUAAAUGCUUUGUGUUAAGCUCUUUGAGGGUAGUGAUUUCUGUUCUCUCUGCCUCUGGUAUUAAUUGGCACUGUAGCUCUAGAGGCUGCUUUUUGGUUUAGGAAGAAAUUGUUAGUGUAGGCAACAUGUCUUUUCCUUGACUAAACAAAGUCCCUUGACUUGUCUUUUGGAGCUUUUUAUUCACAUACUGAUGGCAGAGGACAAGUGUUAUGCACCUUCAGGUUUCAUGAACCCAGGGAAAUCAGACAUACAGGGAGCAGGGCAGGUGAACGAGGCUGUUUAGGGCAAGAAAGAGCCUCUUUCACCAGGGAACCUACAACUGCCCUCGUCAGCCACCAGAGCUCAGCUGCCUGUUCUUAGGCAGCACAGCCCAACUCCAAGGUUUGAAGACCCUCUGCCGCUGUGCCUGGUCGUGGAGGUGCUCCUGCCCAUACCUUGUCCAAGGAAAACUCGGGAGAGGCAGAUGAAGAAAAAGUGGAGUCAUUUCUCAUAGCAUCCUUAGCAGAAAUAAGAACUUCUUGUUUCAGAAUGUGUAAGUGUGAAAAAAAAAAACCCAAAACCAACCUCCAAACAUUAGAAAAGAGCCACGACUUUAUUUUUUUCAAAAGAAAACAACCAAAUGAAAUACAUCUUCAUUCCAUAAAUAAUAUUAGCAGCAAACCCUCCCAUCAUUCCAGGUGGUAAAAGGUUUGCAGCACAAGACGCAUUAUAUACUGUAAACACUGCCUGAUCAUCUGUAAGCCUCUUCCUUACCAAGUCUUACACCAUCUUUACCUCUUCACCUGCUGCCAUAUUCUAUAGAGUGGGAACUAGUACUGACUGUUCUCCAAAAGCCAAUGUUUGAUGUUCUGUAGUGGGGUAAUUGCUUUGUCUGCAAAUGCUGAUUUCAUUGAAAGGCUGCGGGAACUGGGGCUGUGAAGGGAGAUCUUAUUAACAUUUACAAAUAUGGUGGGUGUCAGGACAUCCCUUCUUUCUAUUGUAGCUAGCAACAGGACAAGGGGUAAUGGGAUGAAGUUGGAACACAGAAAGUUCCACUUAAAUAUACAGAAAAACUAUUUCACUGUGAGGAUGAGGGAGCCCUGGCACAGGCUGCCCAGGGAGGGUAUGGAGUCUCCUUCCUUGGAGGUCUUCAAGACCCGCCAGGACAUGUUCCUAUGUGACCUGAUCUAGGUGACCCUGCUUCUGCAGGGGGGUUGGACUAGAUGAGUUCUAAAGGUCCCUUCCAACCCCUACCAUUCUGUGACUCUAUGAUUCUUUUGUUUUGUUUGGGAUUUUUUUUUGAUAGAAGGAAACCUGAGCAUUAACAAGUCUUUGCUUUGUGCCAAACCACAUCCCUUCCGUUUAAAAAGUAUUAAAAAGCAAGUACCU
Colius striatus (speckled mousebird) is the source of this 4276-nucleotide messenger RNA. It is a transcript of the gene PWP1, whose product is annotated as PWP1 homolog, endonuclein. The record is from RefSeq and is a predicted model, not a curated record. Gene Ontology annotation, molecular function: protein binding. The coding region runs from base 95 to 1576 and encodes 493 amino acids. The transcript is spliced from 15 exons. NCBI's taxonomy places the organism in Eukaryota, Metazoa, Chordata, Aves, Coliiformes, Coliidae. Gene Ontology annotation, cellular component: nucleus. Gene Ontology annotation, biological process: rRNA processing.